Molecule: messenger RNA, 5176 nt
Organism: Anopheles stephensi (Asian malaria mosquito)
Lineage: Eukaryota; Metazoa; Arthropoda; Insecta; Diptera; Culicidae
Exons: 7
Coding region: 2004-3254 (416 amino acids)
Source: RefSeq, a predicted model, not a curated record
UUAGGUUUGGCUCUCUCAUUUCAUUUCAAUGCGUUCAACGGUACGCACGUACGCGCCGUAGUGUUCGUGGCGUUGGUUUGUUCGUGGUUUUUCGAUACUAGUAGCAGCAGCAGCAGCAUACGAAAGGUGUUUCUUCGUGCGACUUUCUUUUUUAACGACGUGCAAGUGAGUUGUUAUUAUUUAUCGGCUUCGCAUCCCCGUCGCGAAGAACGGCAGAAUGGUAUGAUGGUGGUUUAGGGUGCUCACGAGCGGCAGAGUGUUGUGUAGUAUAGUUGCCGAAAGGUGUGUGAAGAGUGUGUAUGUGUGUGUAUGUGCGUGCAUUUCCCUGUGAGGUGUGAUUGAACUUGCCACAGCGGGAAGAGCUCGUAACGUUUGCGUAACGAAGCGACGUGCGGUGAGUCGGCAGUGAAGUGUGAAGAGAGAAUCCGCUACGAAACGCGGAAAUUCCGUUCUAAACCGUGGCAUCUUGAAGAAAACAGUGCUAAAAUACAAGUGUUUCGUGUGUGUGUGAUUGUUCAACUGGAAAUUAUAAGCCAAAAAAGUGUUGCAAAUCGAAGUCCACUAGUGUGUUUGUGUGAGAAAGUGUGUGCCGGUUUUUUAAUGUUUUACUGCGCAUAGUGUUUUGGAGAAAGCGCAAGAACGCGCCAUUAUUCUUCCUUCCACCAGGGGCUUCGGGUGUGUAAUAACGACAUCGCAAACAGAACCGCGAACCGAUGUGGUUGCGUUGAGGGCUUUCGGAAAUUCCCCUCCCCCCCAAUGUGUAGCCCCCGGGCAGGCAAACGUUCCAAUUCCCAAACUCACCUGCAACCUUGUCGUCCGGCCAGAUGAUUUCACCUGCUGUGUCUGAGAGGCUCGUGUGCAUGUGUGUGUGUGCGUGUGUGUUGGGAAAUGAAAAGGAACCCCUCGGAUAUAAAUAAAGCGAAAAUUAAAUAACUCCACCAGGACAACAGUGGGCAGACAAACAAAAAAAAAACAAGCGCCCCACCGUCAAUUCUUGUCCCACCACAUCCUGCUGCGUCCUCGACCGUAUCCUUGUGGACUCCGUUUUCGGCAGAGGUUCCCGGGUGUUUCGUGUUUGUUUGUGUUGCCGUGCAGUUGUGUUGCCACGGCACUGUGAGUCCACGUGACCUCCGCCAUCGAGUCGUGCCGUCUGCUGGGAGGCAUCCUUUGGAAAAGCGCAGGACACGUGCCGUUACCAACGCUUCCGGACGUACGCCAUCGAUACAGGUAAGCGAUUUGCGCGCGGCGGGAAGAUGACGUGUUACGGCGAUUGCGAAGGCUUCAUUAUAUGCUGCUAAUUUGAGAAGAGCGGACAAAGACGACUCCAGGCGGGAGAGAACACCGUUGCAUCACUCACGUGUCAGUUGCUGUCGCGUUCGGCACCUUUCGGCGAGUCAGCGAGCACCGUUGGACCGUCGGUGAUUCCUGCCAAGACAGCAAGCAGCACGCUGAAGGAAGCGGCUGAUUAAAGUCCUCAGCCAUCGCACUCGGCCGAAGGAGCGCUUGUAGCAAGCUUUCUUUCUAUCCGGCUAUCUCCGGUGCGACACACGCGCAAACGAGGAGCAGCGAGGGUGAAGGUCCAGGAACCUUGGGGCGCAUUAUCCACAUGCGCAACAGUGUGACCGGGAGCAGCAGUAGCAGGGUCGUACUUUCCAUUUAUUAUUUGUCACUAUGCGACACCGGUUACCUCGGAUGCCGGCACACUCGGAGAUGAUUGAUAGUGUGGCGUGGAACAUCAUGAACAGCAGAGAAACCGACGCCGGUGCAAAUUCAAAGCUGGAAAGAACGUAGACGCUAGCGAGCAGCACCAAUCCAACCUUCGUCCAUCCACAAUCCAACCAGCCUCCACUAAGGAAACGGAUAUACGCAGCCAAUUUUCACAAAAGCUUGAUCUCAUAGCAACGCGAGCGGUUUUUGGUGACGCCGAAGGACCGAAGGACAGAGAAAUUGGAAAAUUAAUCAUCAGAAUUGGGAAAACCCAAUCCACCACCCUCCCGUACAAGAUGCCGGCAACAACGGUGAAGAGUGAAGCGACUGACCAGCACAACAACUGUGAUAAUGAGGAGGAGGAACCGAAAGACAUGAAAAAUGCGCAUCUCAUUAUCAACGAGCUUCGCAACCGGUGCCGAAAUCAAUCGGAGCAAAUCAUGGCCUGGAAGAAGGCGUUCUCGUUACAGCAAGAACAGAACCACCGGCUGCAGAAGGAAAAGACGGAGCAGCUAAACUAUCUGACCAGCCAGCUGCUGCUGCUCGAGUCGCGCAUCAUGCGCAAACAGAAGCAGGUGUCGAACGUGAUCUAUCAGCGCGAGCUGACGAUCUACCGGCAGCAGAAGAUCAUCGAAACGCUUUCUAGUCGCCUGAUCGACCACGGCAUCAUGGACGUGGGCAUGGACGCACCGAUGCACACCGGCAGCAACAGCAACGACUUCGAUUCGCUCAACGAUUCCGAUUCGGCCGUCGUGCUGGAGGACGUCGAUUCGGACUGCAACAGUUCGAUCUACUUCGGGGGCGGUAGCAUUAGCGGUGGCGGCAGUCUAAAGUCACGCUCGAACAAGAUGACGAACGACGUGACGAUCGUGCGGUCAAUCUCGGACGCGAUAGAGACGAACCUGAAGUACAACAAUACCCGCCGCUCGAACUGCUUUCUGCGGCGGCCCGAAAUACUGGAAACCGUGUACAGCGUGGAGGAAGAUCCGGAGCCACAGAAUGCUCAGGCCGGCGGUGGUGGUACGGGCACAAACACCACCGGCAGUGCACCGGGUAGCGGGUCCACCACGGGGCCAACGUCACCAAAACCGGAUGCAGUUAGCGAGAAGCGGGAUAAGUUUAAAAAUCGUACCGAAAAGUGUAUCUCCACCGAUCAGCCGGAAGGGGCACGGCAAGAGGGUGCACCGGUCAUCAUUACGAGCAGUAGCUGUGACGUGGAGUCGGUCCUGUGCGAGACACCGUCGCAGGGCUGUAAGGUCCAGGGAGCGGUCACGAACUUUAACCGCGUCAUGUCCAACCAUCGAUCGGUGACGAAACCGAAGGACGUGAAGUACAAGCGCAUCAACAAGGCCAAAUCGAAGAGUCUGGAGGAGUUGCGCGGUCGGCUAAAGCACUGGGUCGAACGGGGCACCUGUAACGUGAACCUAACGCUAGACCCCACCGGUGGUGCGCAUCUGACCGGACACCUUUCGGAGCACUGUGGCGCCGGUUCGUUACAGCAGGCGCAGGCCCAACAGCAACCAAAUCUGGCACAAAGCUAUGCGUGACCUGAACCGAAGGCCCGUGUGCGGGGCAGCAUUUAAUGGGAGUUUGGCGUGUGUGUGAUCAAUCUUCCGGGCGUAAGGAAGGGUAUAUUUCCGAGCGAUAAAAAUUACAACAAAAUGCUUUGUUGGCGAACCGUUCUAGACAAGCGGAGUGAAAAUUUGAGUCUGAUCGAACCCCCGCAACUACUGCGUACCACUAUUUAUUGCGUUUUGCUUAGAGUUUAAGAUGGAAGACGGGAGGAAAGCGUGGUCACAGCAAGGAUUUGUGGAGCGAAUUGAAAACAAACUCACUGCAUACUGACUGAGUCAGGUUACCUAAGAGAGCCAGCAAGGUAGGAGGGCGAUUUUGUGUAAAAAAGAGAGUAUAAAUUAAGUUCGAAAAGAUUUAGCCAUUUUGCAGUCGUGUAAUCUGGUGGCGUCACAGCGUCACAGAGACAGGCAACAGCGCUAGAACAGUGUUAGGCUACACAGCAAACUCCUACUACUACUACUACUUCUACUACUAAUCGUAAGAUAAUCAUGCAGUGCAGUGAGACUAGGGUAUAGCAACGCCGGCACUACCUGCAAGCACAGGCAACUUUACAAACUCCCCAAGCGGGGAAACAUUUUGUACACUACACGUUCUCUCCAAAUGAUCGUUCGAUCAGUAAUGCGCUGCAGAAGGUGUACACAAUUUGUAGCAACAGUUUAUCCCAUACGAGAUGAUUUGAACGUCUGCUAGUAUAGCCAUGUAAGACAGGCACCACCGCCACACGAUCACAUCGUCAGAGUGAGGUUCCAGCGUGGGCCUCUUUCUCUCUCUCUCGCUAUCUCAGCUCUCGUCUAGUGAUACGUCGGUAGGUGUUGUUGGUGAUCUUUCCUUCCAAAGUCAAGAGAUAUAUUUAUACCUAUCGCGAUGGAAUGCUUUCCCGUCUUGCAAGAGGAUGACGUGUCCUUGUCUUUUAAGCGCAUGACACCAUCGCCGGUGUUUUCGAGAAUGUUCCUUUAAGUAAGAAGAAGUUUUGUAGAUUUUCUAUCCUAUUUGUUCGAACGUAACUGUACGGUUUCUUCCUUGCGAGCUUUCGUCUCCAGCCCCAUUUUCUCCGCUUUCCUUACCUCACCGUCAGUGGUUUCAAUGUACCGUUUUGUACGCUUUUCUCAAAUAAUGGCCUACAGCGGAGGCUGCCUUCCAUGCCAGAAAGGGACACUGUACCUCUCUUAUCCUGCUCUUACACUCUUCUUCACAAGCUGAUAGCACGUAAGGCAUGUACAUACAACCAAUCGUACCUUUUACUCACCGUAAGGGUCGAUGGCAAAGGUAAAAUCAAAGUCCGCGAUCCUCAGCAGCGAGGAAAAGAUUAUGAACAAUUAAUUGUAAGUGCACGCACGGCCAGCCGCCACCUGCCUUGGGGGCGAGGGGCAAGGUGUGGUCCUUGGGGAGGGGGACAAGCAGGCAGGCAGCAUCGAUAUCGGGUUAGUGUGUACGUAUUACGAUAUAUUGGAGGGCUUGCUUGUCCCCAGUUGUCUAAACAAGGCAUGUAAAGUUUAGUGAACACAAAAUUUAAAAAAACAAUUACAACAUACAAAGAACGCACGAUGUGCUGCGUGAAGAAGGGGAAGCAGUAGAGUGUGUCUAUGUGAGCAUAUGAAGCUAGAAAGCGGUAGCAGAGUAGCAGAAAGGUCAAAUUUAUGUAAUUAAGAAUUGAGAAAGCAAAGUUUCAACUUAAGCAAAUCACAAUCUUCGAAGGAGACAUCGAGCAAAUCUUAGAACGUGUGUAUGGAAACACUACGACCCCAAAAAACAAACAAACGCUCUUGUACAGCAAACAAAGUACUCCAUGAUCGAUAGAUUCGCAUCAAUUCUGUAAUUUAAAGCAACAACACAAAAAACACAUAUGCUUGAAAUAUAAAAGUGCGAUUCAUAUUUUCAACGCUGAACUCUGUAA